AUGGUGAACCUUUCUACGUUGGAGCACACGCAGCUAAGUAAUGAAAAUAAUAUAUAUAUCAGCCCAUGUACUGAUAUUUAUAGUUUGUUUCUAACUGACGAUAUUAUUGAUAAAAUAGUAGAAGAAACUAAUAAAUACGCAGAUAAAUAUUUAUUAGAAAAAGAAAUUACAGCAAAAUCACGCUCUAAAGCUUGGAAACCUACAGAUGCAAAUGAAAUGCGCCAGUUUUUCAGUAUCAUACUUACGAUGGGUUUAAAUAAGGUUCCACAUUUUCACGAUUAUUGGUCAAAGAAAUCCAUUUACAGAAACGAAUAUAUAUGCUCUCUCAUGGGAAGAGAUAGAUUUAUCUUGCUUCUAAAGUUUUGGCAUUUCAGCGAUGAAAGAAAUGAUACUGAAGAUAGACUCUACAAAAUUCGACAAAUACUUAAUAUGUUAAAUAAUCGUUUUAGAGAUAUUUUAACUCCAGGAAAAUUUAUCGUGAUAGACGAAUCAAUGAUUCCCUGGCGCGGGAGACUUAUUUUUCGCCAAUACUUAAAAAAUAAAUCGCAUAAAUAUGGAGUUAAAUUAUAUAAACUAUGUACUCCUGAGAGGUACACUUUUAAAACCAUAGUAUAUACAGGUAAAGAAGGAAAUAGCAGAGAAGUGAACCAUGGAAAAAAUUUAGUUAUGAAGCUCAUAGAGGGUCUAGAAAAUGAAGGUCGAGUUUUAGUAGCCGAUAACUUUUAUUCUUCUCUUGAUUUAGUAGAGGAACUCUUAGAAAAGAAAACAUUUUACUGUGGCACGCUAAGAUCAAACCGAAGAGGACUUCCCAAGCAAUUUAUGUCUAAAAAAUUGAAAAAAGGUGAAGUUGAAGGGAUAAUGCUGCCUAGUGGUGUGAAAGUUAUUAAAUGGCACGAUAAGCGCCAAGUUUCAAUGAUAACUUCCUGUAAAGCACAUAAAGCGUCUCUAGUAGAUACAGAUCUACUCACGAGUGAGGCUUCGGCUUUACUUAACGACUGGUGCCGACCGAUGGAGGACAACAGUGAUGAUGAUAUGGAAGAGUUGGUGGCUGUCAAUGAAGAAGCCAUUACGCUCACACGCAUAGGGCUAGCGUUCUUGCCUGACUUUUUGACAAAGACUGAGACUGACUGGUUCAUUGAGCAUGACACUGACUCGAAUAGAAUUCUACAUGACCUUUUGCCCACAGACAACCUAAAUUUUAACUGGACAAGUGUCCCAACUACUUUUCGAGGUUAG
Molecule: messenger RNA, 1236 nt
Organism: Arctia plantaginis
Lineage: Eukaryota; Metazoa; Arthropoda; Insecta; Lepidoptera; Erebidae
Source: the annotation of a GenBank genome assembly